AUGGAAAUUGUCAUAGACCUUCCCAAUGGUAUUUUAUGGCAAGGACAAGGUCCCAUGUUACGUAUAAUUGAGACAAUACAUGUAUCAAACAGUUCUAAAAAGGGCCGUACUGUCAGCCCUACUAAAAAUGAAGUAUGGUUAAAGGUAAAACAACAGUUCCCUACAUUGUGGUCUCAAGGGCCCACAGACUGCUGGAAGCUACAGGAAGCAGUUUUGGUAGGUAGUGAUGAAAAUUUUAUUCCACUGUUUCAAAAACAGUAUCAGAUCCCAAAGGAAGCAGAGACAGACAUGCAAAAUUGUAUACAACGAUGGCUUAAUGUGGGAAUAAUUCAAAAGGAAGAUAGCCCUACAAAUUCACCCAUAUGGCCAAUUAAAAAGAAAGAUGGCACUUGCCGAUUGGUUAUUGAUUUACGAAAAGUGAACCAAUUCACUACUCCAGGGGCUCAUAUAAUUCCAGGGGUCCCAGAGCAAGCAGCAAGAAUAAAACCACAAAGUCAGUGGUUUACGGUCAUAGACUUAUCUAAUGGUUUCUUUGCAGUACCACUGCAGGAAAAAGAUUGGCAAAGGUUUGCCUUUACAUUUCAAAAUAAACAGUAUGUCAUGACGCAGUUACCGCAGGGAUUUCAAAACAGUCCGAAGCAUCCAGAACAGUUCCUUACAGCUGCUCCCGUGCCUUUCACAUCUCUUGAAAAGGCGCUAAUACCAAGUUCACUAGGGCGAAGGGUUCCAGAGACCUUUGAGGAUGUUGCUGUCACUUUUUCAGAGGAAGAAUGGAAGUUGUUAAGAAAACAAGACAAGGACCUUCACAGGGAGGUUAUGGUUCAGAACUAUGAAACCUUGGUUUCAGUAGGAUACAAAAUCCCCCCUGAGAAAUUGUUAUUGCUACUUAAAGCAGAUAAUGGUGUUGAGCUGCCAGGUGAAGAUGUGGAGAAAAACACCCUGGAGCAGAAUGAAAAUCUUGAAUCUAAGCUCAGUAGUAUCAGAAUGGUAGAGUGCAGUGUGAGUUUAAGCCAGCGGCCAUCACUUGGGACACCUUAUUUACCUUAUCCUACAGACAGCCUGCAGCAGUGUGUGAAGGCCUAUAACAUACUUCAUCCCACUCCUGUAUUAAAACACCACUCGGGACACAACUGUAACAAGAGCUUUGAAGCACCCCCAUUACGUCACCCGAAAGAGAACCUACAGCACUGUGUUCAGCCUGUGAAGGGCUCCAACAGGCUUCAUCUCCCUCCACUACAACACCCUCAGUCUGCUCCUAACUACAGCAAGAAGUUGAAAUGUGACAAUGGAACACCUCUGUUACACCAUCCAACAGAGAACCAGCCCGUGAAGAGCUCUGACAGAUUUCCUCUCCCUUCUGUACCACUGCUUUACUCAGAAAACAAGCAGAGUAAGACCUUGAAAUGCACCACAAGUUUUACCGAUCCGCAAAGUUUAGUAACAUAUCAGAAAUCUUACACCAAGAGCAAACCAUAUAAAUGUGAAGAAUGCAGUAUGUGUUUUACACAGCAAAGUAAUCUGUUAUACCAUAAUCUGUUAUACCAUCAGGUGGUACAAAGUAAGUCUUUUCCAACUCAGCAAAGCCUAACACAUCACCAGAAAAUUCACAGCGAUGAACAAAAUAAAUGCGGUAAGAGUUUUUCACAUCAGCUACGCCUAGAAUGCCAUCAGGCCUCUGACACAGAGAAGGAUCAGUACCCGUGUGGUGACUGCGGCAAGUGUUUCACUAGUAAAGCAGGACUAGCAUAUCAUCAGGCCACUCACUCUGGGCAGAAACCAUUUCAGUGUACUGAAUGCUCUAAGUGUUUUGCACGUAAAAUUAAUUUAAUACUUCAUCAAUUCAUUCACACCGGCAAAAAGCCUUAUAAAUGUGAUGAAUGCAGCAAGUGUUAUUUUCGCAAAAGCAAUUUACUAGUUCACCAAAAGACUCACACAGGGGUGAAACCAUAUAAAUGUACUGUUUGUAGUAAGAGCUUUAUAAUGCAAUAUCUACUUACAAACCACCAACGUAUUCACACGGGGGAGAAACCAUAUAAAUGUAGUGAAUGUAGUAAGUCUUUCUCACGGAGGACAUGUUUGAAAAGCCAUCAAACCACUCACACAAGGGAGAAGCCAUAUAAGUGCACUGAAUGCAAUAAAUGUUUUACACGUAGUAGUAACCUGAAGCGCCAUCGGGCCAGUCACACAAGUAUGAAUCCAUCAGGCCAGUGAGACAAGUAUGAAUCCAUCAGGCCAGUCACACAAGUAUGAAUGGAGAGAUGCUAAAUCAGCAAACAAAGGAGAGUAGAAUUGCUGGAAUUCAUCCUCAAGUCUUGGUGAGUACCUUCAUGAGGUGGACCCUGUUUUUUUACAAAAUCGUACCAAGAUAACACAUAUAUAGACAAUAUUUUAUAUUACAUAUGUCAUGGACAGAAAUAGGUUACAAAAUAAAAACAUAGCUGGGUGCACAAGCCCCAGGAUAAAAAAAGUGCCCAGUCCUUGUAGGUGCACUGGUGCCAGGACUGGAAAAAAUGACGUAAAAUCGUCUGACACUGAAGCAUUCCUACAAUAAGGCUAGGCUAGGCCCAGGGGGAGGAUGCCCUCCCCUGCUGUUGAAAGAAGUAGCAGUCCACAAAAAUCACAUAA
Molecule: messenger RNA, 2625 nt
Organism: Protopterus annectens (West African lungfish)
Lineage: Eukaryota; Metazoa; Chordata; Ceratodontiformes; Protopteridae
Product: zinc finger protein 436-like
Exons: 5
Coding region: 1-2211 (736 amino acids)
Biological process (GO): negative regulation of transcription by RNA polymerase II
Molecular function (GO): DNA-binding transcription repressor activity, RNA polymerase II-specific
Source: RefSeq, a predicted model, not a curated record